Sordaria macrospora k-hell is the source of this 993-nucleotide messenger RNA. The record is from RefSeq and is a predicted model, not a curated record. Lineage: Eukaryota; Fungi; Ascomycota; Sordariomycetes; Sordariales; Sordariaceae.
AUGCGGUCUACUCUCAUCACCGGCCUCAUCGCCGGCCUGCUUUCCCAGCAAGCCGCUGCCCACGCCAUUUUCCAGGCCCUCUGGGUCGACGGCGCCGACUAUGGCUCGCAAUGCGCUCGUGUUCCUCCUUCUAACUCUCCUGUCACAGAUGUGAGCAGCAAUGCUGUGAGGUGUAACGCUGGCACUUCGCCAGUUGCGAAGAAGUGCCCUGUCAAGGCUGGCAGCACCGUUACUGUUGAGAUGCAUCAGCAACCUAACGACCGGUCUUGCGGCUCCGAAGCCAUCGGCGGUGCUCACUACGGCCCCGUCCUCGUCUACAUGUCCAAGGUCUCCGACGCCGCCUCCGCCGACGGUUCCUCCGGCUGGUUCAAGAUCUUCGAAGACACCUGGGCCAAGAACCCCUCCGGCGCCUCCGGCGACGACGACUUCUGGGGCGUCAAGGAUCUCAACAGCUGCUGCGGCAAGAUGCAAGUCAAGAUCCCCUCCGACGUCCCCGCCGGCGACUAUCUCCUUCGCGCGGAAGUUAUCGCUCUUCACACCGCUGGCAGCGCGGGUGGUGCCCAGCUGUACAUGACCUGCUACCAGAUCUCUGUUUCCGGCGGUGGUUCCGCUAGCCCAGCGACUGUCAGCUUCCCUGGUGCCUACAAGUCCUCUGAUGCUGGUAUCCUCGUCAACAUCCACGCUGCUAUGAGCAACUACGUCGCCCCCGGACCGGCUGUGUACUCGGGCGGUAGCUCCAAGAAGGCCGGCAGCGCCUGCGUUGGCUGCGAGUCUACUUGCAAGGUUGGCUCCGGACCUACUGGCACUGCUUCUGCUGCUCCUGUUGCGAGCGCCACGACGGCUCCUGGUGGUGGCAGCGGUGGUGGAAGCGGUGGAUGCAGCGUCGCUAAGUACCAGCAGUGUGGCGGUACUGGCUACACGGGAUGCACGACUUGCGCUUCCGGCUCUACCUGCAGCGCUGUCUCGCCUCCUUACUACUCCCAGUGUGUCUAA